AGGGGGUGUGUGUGUUUUAAAAGGUUAAAAAUCUGGCCCUAGUCCCCUCUUCAGCAUGGAUUUACAACUCUCCUCGUGAGAUGUGUGGUUAAAAGCCUGCAGUACCAACCAUGCACAGCAGGUGGCAGCAACAAUCUUUACAGUAAAAGCCCCGUCUCCUGGAAACACCCAAACAUUGCUAUGAACCUUGUGAGAGCAAGGAGUCACUAAAACGUGAGCUAUGAAGAGUGCAGAGAGGGGAGAGAGAAUGCAAAAACAAGCCCAAAAGCGUGUGACGUACAGCGACACAACUGACAUGGACCCAACAGGAUCUAGAGUGGAGGAGAAACAUGAAGGAGAAUCUAUAAAUGAGGGUGCGGAGGUGUUUGAGGGUCUCUGUGACCGGAUGCUAUCAGCUCUCUCCCUUGUACAAACCAGCGUAUCAGAGGUCCUUGACUUGAAAGACGAAGUGCUUGUUCAGAAUGUGCCAAGCUCCCUGCAGACUCUGCUGUCACUCUGCACGGCUCGGCUCUUUAGGAGCCUGUUGGAUCUUUACGUCCCCAGCAGAGAGCUUGUCCGUCUGGUUCGAGUGUUUGGUCCCCAGUGGGAACAGAAUCUUUUAACCCUAAAACAGCUGCAGGAAGAACAUGAGAGGCUGCAGCGGCUUCUGUCCUUGGCUAUGCAUCGCGUGCAAAAUUUGGAGGCUCAGUCGCACAGAGAUGCACGGGGUCAGCCAAACAGGAACUGGGAGAAGCUGUUUGUGAGACUAAUGCGCAUGGGGCCGUACAAACCUUCCCAGGAAAUGAUACAAGAGUUAGAAGGCAGCAGCUCGCGAGGGCAGACCACUUCUCAGGAUACAAGAGAUGCGGCAUUGCAUAAGUCGCCAUUCGCACGUAAUGGGAUGUAACACAGACAGUGUAAGGAUACCUGAAGAAGAGAAAUGAAACAAGGAAGCAAUGGGAAGUAGCAAGUGUCUGGAGCAUGGAAUGCUGGGAUUGAUUGUGGCCUCCGAAACAGAAGGGGCGCUGUGGUAGCAAACCUAACUAGGAGAGAUUUGUGGCUUGGUGUCCGGUGGAUGAAACUGGCAGCUCUGUGCACUUUGGUUGCAGCCUAUUAGAUACUUGUUUUCCUUUUGCUAUCAUGCCGUGUUCAUGUUUUGUAAAUGCAGUAUGGAAUAAGCAGGCUUUUUUUGGGGUGGAUUUAGAUUUUUGACAUGAUUACAGCUUAUGGACUCUAAGUAGGCAGUUGACAAUACUGGGGGGCAAGUGCUUUUACUGGAGCUGAUUGAACUACAACUCACUUACUUUUUGUACUGCAUUGGACUGUUUAUGGACACUAAUGGGCUCUCACAGAGACUGGAAUGGAAACAGCCCCCUCAGCAAAAGUGAUUUCCACUGACGUGGGGUGGGGUUGUGCGCCUUUAAGAGAUGUUUUUGUUAAAUAAAGAAGACAGCAGCACAGUUUCUGCAUGAAUGUC
Molecule: messenger RNA, 1456 nt
Organism: Xenopus tropicalis (tropical clawed frog)
Lineage: Eukaryota; Metazoa; Chordata; Amphibia; Anura; Pipidae
Exons: 10
Coding region: 221-886 (221 amino acids)
Source: RefSeq, a predicted model, not a curated record